Messenger RNA from Xylaria bambusicola, 2013 nucleotides. RefSeq lists its product as uncharacterized. The transcript has 2 exons. The record is from RefSeq and is a predicted model, not a curated record. Gene Ontology annotation, molecular function: protein binding. The coding region runs from base 1 to 2013 and encodes 670 amino acids. Lineage: Eukaryota; Fungi; Ascomycota; Sordariomycetes; Xylariales; Xylariaceae.
AUGGCGUCCGUAACCUCCUUGGAUAAGGACCUCCGAAAGGCGCGCCUCGAAAAAUAUACCCCUGCCGCCGCGGCCGAGGCUCAAUCCUGGAUUGAAGGUAUCUUGGGUUCCAAAUUACCCUCUUCUGACCUCCUCGAAGGUCUCAAGGAUGGUGUCGCGCUAUGCAAGCUCGUCAACUUGGCCGUGGCGCCAUCAGGGGUCAAAUUCAAGCAAUCCGCCAUGCCUUUCGUUCAAAUGGAGAACAUCUCGCACUUUCUCCGCGCCUGUCAAUCCCCUCCUCUCAAUCUACAGGAACACGACAUGUUCCUCACCGUCGAUCUCUACGAACAAAAGGACCCGGCCCAGGUCCUACAGUGUAUCGGUGCCUUUUCUCGCGCCGCCCAUGCUGCCAAGCCCGAUGUCUUCCCUUCUCCUAUAGGACCUAAGAGUCGUGGGCUGCUGAGCCCACAACCUACCGGAGGUUAUAGCACCCCCAGAAGUCGAGGACUCUCCAACGUGAGUGCCACGUCGCCUACUUACGGUUCACGUGCUGGACUCGCAGCUACGAGGACAGGGGAAUCCUCAGGUCGGUGGAGUCCAGCGAGAAGUCCCACAAGCGAACGAGUUGGCUCGCCCACUGUGUCUAGCUGGAGCAGGAAAGACCACGAGGGUGUCACUAGCCCGGCAUGGAACAUUGCCCAAUACGGAUACAUGGGUGGCGCCAGUCAGGGCAAUCUGGGCAUCGCCUUUGGGGGACGACGACAGAUCACCAGUGCCAGCCCUAGCGUACCAUCUCGCGUAGACAAGGAACGUAAGCGAAAAGAACAAGAAGAACAGCAGAAGCUACAGAUGGAGGAGGAAGAGCGCAGGCGUCAAGCGGAACUCGAAGCUGAGGAGAAACGUGCGCAACUAGACGAAGAGAAGAGGUGGGAAGACGAGACGAGAAGACUGCGGGCCGAGGAAAAGCGUAAGGCAGAGGAGGAAAGAAUGAAGUGGGAAGACGAGGAACGUCAGUGGAGGAUGACAGAAGAGAAACGGCGGAAAGACGAAGAAGAGGCGGAAGCAAGACUAGCCGAGGAGCGGAAGCGAGCUCGCAGCCCAAACGACAGUCGCUUACGUGGUCAGUUCCUCAGCCAAUACCGAGCUGAGCAGAAGAUAGCAGCCCAAAGAACGGGAGAAGGAGACUAUGUGAAACAACUGAGAGAUCUAGAGCUUGCACGUCAAAGGGAAAACGAGUACGAGGAAGAGCGUCAGAGGCGCUCACCGAGACGGGAUAGGUCCAAGAGUCGAGCGCGUUCUCGCAGUCGGCCCAACAAAGCGGAGCGGCCACCUAGUCGACAGGAUUCCUGGAGACCUCGUGACGAGAGGGAUUAUCUACGCACCCAAUGGAGCCAUCACCAAGCGCAGGCAGAGCAGCAGGAAACAGCACCUCAAGUGCCGCCCCGUCCUCUGCCGGACCCUACCGCGGUAUCAGUUAAAUCUCAUCGUACUGGUGAGACACCAUCAGCGCCGGCGGCCGCGGAUAUCCCAAGAAAUGGGGAGGCUAGGCCCCUACCCGUUCCUGGGGCAUCGAGCGGGCCCGCCCCUUUCGCGCGGCCACUUCCAGUUCCCCAGACCGCCAGCCGAACAGAUCGUUUCCUAGCUUCAAAUCCAGCCCCUGUACGACAGGCGCCGCAGCAGUCGUACUCACGCGAACUAGACGCCACAUCAGAACACGACGCCGAAGACAAACGCCGCGCCCAGUCUCAGAACCAGACCAAGGCCGGCGGGUGGGCGAGCAAGUCCCUACUGGAACGUGAGAUGGAGCUCGAACGCCAACGCCAGCGCGAAUGGGAGGAGGCGCAGAAAGAGACAGCGCAGGCUGUCCGCUCUGGCGAUGGCGUCGACGGCAUCGGAGGCGGACUCGGCGGACGAUGGGACGUUUCACAAUGGGCUGGCUAUACGGGUGGCGACUCCCAGAAUAGGGGCUCGGCGGGUAUCGGCGCCAGUAGGAGACAGAUCGUUGGGCCGAGACCUCUGCCCCAUCGGCCUUGA